CUCCGCCUAACUUUUCCAACUCAUCUUCUCAUCAAUAAUUCACUCUGCUUCAGUGGACCUGCUGAUUUUGCGUCGUGUUUUAAAAAGAAAAAGUCAGUCAGACCCGAGCGAAGCUGCUGCUGCUGUCCGCCCUGGCUGCAGCAGAGUCCGGAGCUGAGCGGACUGCCUCCUCCUCUGCACUCAGGUUCAAACGAAACACUGAUGCUCCAGGCGAGUCUCCAGGGGUGGGUCUGAAUAAAAAGAACCAUGGCACACUGUAAUCAGCGGUCACCGUCCUCUCCCUCUCACGACGAAGUCAAUUUGGGACCCUCUGCAAACCCACAUGCCAGACCCACUGACUUUGACUUCCUGGCCGUCAUUGGUAAAGGCACCUUUGGAAAGGUCCUGCUUGCCAAGCACAAAGCCGACGGCAAGUUCUACGCUGUGAAAGUGCUGCAGAAGAAAAUCAUCCUCAAGAAGAAAGAGCAAAAGAACAUCAUGGCAGAGAGGAACGUGCUGCUGAAGAGUCUGAAACACCCGUUUCUGGUUCGACUUCACUACUCCUUCCAGACCGCAGAGAAACUCUACUUUGUCCUGGACUACGUAAACGGAGGAGAGCUCUUCUUCCACCUUCAGAGGGAGAGGUGUUUCUCAGAGCCCAGAGCGAGGUUUUACGCAGCCGAAGUAGCAAGCGCCAUCGGCUACCUUCACUCGCUCAACAUCGUCUACAGAGAUCUGAAGCCAGAGAAUAUUCUUUUAGACUCGCAGGGCCACGUGGUGCUGACGGAUUUUGGUCUGUGCAAAGAGGGUGUAGAGCCUGAAGGAACCACCUCCACUUUCUGUGGCACUCCUGAAUAUUUGGCACCAGAAAUUCUUCGUAAAGAACCGUAUGAUAGGACAGUGGACUGGUGGUGCCUUGGAGCAGUUCUUUAUGAGAUGAUCUACAGCCUGCCUCCUUUCUACAGCCGUGAUGUUGGUGAAAUGUAUGAAGGAAUCCUCCACAAGCCCCUGCCGCUCCCUCCCGGGAGGUCUGAGGUGGUCUGCUCUCUGUUGGUGGGUCUUCUACAGAAAGACCAACACAGACGUCUUGGGGCCAUUGCUGACUUUUUAGAAAUAAAGAAUCACCACUUUUUUUCUCCCAUCAACUGGGACGAUCUUUACCACAAGAGAAUCACUCCUCCUUACAACCCAAAUGUGAGAGGCCCAGCUGACAUUCAGCAUAUUGAUCCGGAGUUUACCAGGGAGACGGUCCCUAACUCGGUGAGUCGGACCCCAGAACUCAACGCCAGCACCAGCGCCAACAACGCCUUCAACGGCUUCUCCUUUGUCGCCACCGAGGACAGCUUCCUGUGAGAUGAAAAAAAGAGUUGAAAUUCAACAUUUAGAGGAAACUGUCAGUAAAACGGGAGCCAUUACUUCAUUGAGUAAAGAUCCUAUAAAUGCAUAAGCUGUCAGAAUCUCUUCUGGUGUGCAGCAGAGGGUGAGCGUCUGGGUGGUGGAGAUAUUCAGUUAGAAGCAUCUGCAUCAUGUAUGCAAAAUAUCUUCAUGCAGUUAAUUUGAAGGUUUGAGAUCAUGUACGUGAUGUCAAAUUGUUAAACCCUGUCGCUGCAAUGACUAAAAGCAUCUGCUGCUUUUCAACUAUUUUAAUAUAUUUAUAAGCUCUAAAAUGUUUGAAAGAAAUUGGCAAAACCAUGUACAACACCAGUCUCCAUCACUUUUCUGUGUCAUGUUUGGGUUUGUCUGUUUUACUACAAAAAUCUAGUUGUGAAUUAACUUUUUUUGGCAAAUGGCUGAGUCUGAAACGGUUCAUGUUAUUCUUUAAUAAACCAAAGAAAUACUGAAUGAAAGAGAGAAGGAGGUGCUAAACAUAGCUUUAAUGUCAACAAUAAAACACUGAGUAACCAGGGAGGUGUAAAACAGUGGCUAGUGGUCACCACAGCAGUGUCAUUAUGUUAGUUAAUGUGUUAAAUGUGUUCAUGUUAAAAAAUACUCUGUAGCAAUCAUUUACACUGCAGUGUGCACAUUAAAGUUGUUUAUUGUGGGAACUUGAACUUGAUUCGUUUUUGUAUAUUGUAACUGGGGGAAGUUCAGUGAAAUUUGUGUAGACAACAAUAUAUUCUGUAGAUAGAUUUGUUUUGUUAGUAGUUUGUAAAUUGUCAUGCCAGUGCUGAAUCUAUCUUAUGUAAAUAUUCAGCAAUUAUAUUUGUGCUAAUGUGAUUUAUUUUGAUUUUUAAAAAUCACUUAAUUAAAAUAAAUACAUUUGUAUAUUUUAUAUAAAACAGAGUAUUUCCAUUUUUGAGCAUAGCUUGCACAAAUGUAUAUGAACACCUUUGAAAGUGUGUUUCUGUGAAAACAAAUCUUAAAUGUCUAUUAAUUUUAUGGAAUAUUAGCUGUAACCCUCCUACCUUUGGGUCAAAAUGACCCUCAGUUUUAGCUUUGAGGUCUUGUUGGGUAUUUUGAUCCGAGGGCAGUAGGAGGGUAAUUUCGUACUUCAAAAUAUAAUCUCAAGGUGCAAAUGUUAUUCUGACUUCUGACCUUUAAACUGUAACACUGUGUGCCAUGUUGUCCUCCAACUAAUGAUGUAAACAGAGGCUGUCAUCAGUUCUGUCAUGCCGCCUGCAGCAUCGCCAAUGUGGAUUGACAACAAGCAACUUGUGUGUUUGUGUACAUGGAAAACCUGUUAAUAAAGCAAAUAGCUGUCAAAA
Austrofundulus limnaeus is the source of this 2684-nucleotide messenger RNA. RefSeq names its product serum/glucocorticoid regulated kinase 2a (gene sgk2a). The record is from RefSeq and is a predicted model, not a curated record. Gene Ontology annotation, molecular function: protein serine/threonine kinase activity; ATP binding. Lineage: Eukaryota; Metazoa; Chordata; Actinopteri; Cyprinodontiformes; Rivulidae. The coding region runs from base 247 to 1332 and encodes 361 amino acids. Gene Ontology annotation, biological process: protein phosphorylation. The transcript is spliced from 13 exons.